This is a messenger RNA of Panicum virgatum (switchgrass), 3387 nucleotides long. RefSeq names its product protein STRUBBELIG-RECEPTOR FAMILY 8-like. The record is from RefSeq and is a predicted model, not a curated record. Lineage: Eukaryota; Viridiplantae; Streptophyta; Magnoliopsida; Poales; Poaceae. Gene Ontology annotation, molecular function: protein binding; protein kinase activity; ATP binding. Gene Ontology annotation, biological process: protein phosphorylation. The transcript has 17 exons. The coding region runs from base 392 to 2668 and encodes 758 amino acids.
GGCGCCUUCCUUUCUCGAUUCCUCCCUAGUCCCCUCCCAAAACGAAAAGCUUCCCUCCGCACCAAACCAACCAAAACCCCCAAACCCUCGCCAUUCCUAGAGAACCCACAUCGCCUCGCUGACCACGCCGAGCGAUUCGACCCGCUGCGGUCGGCGGGCUCCUCAAUUCGCGAUCGGGUCCCGUGAUCCGAGCGCGAUCCCGCGGUUCGGUGCCGAAUUGGGGGGAGGAAUUUCAAGCGGCGUCGCAUAUCGCAAGCGCGGCUCCCCAGAAGCUUCUGGAACGUUCGACGGCCUCCUGCUCCGGCUCUCUCUCGGGGUUGCUUGACCAGGCCCGGGAUUUCGCGGGGAACCGGCGCGCGGCGGAUUUGGGGCGCGCACGGGGGAAGUCGAAAUGGCGGCGCGGCGCCGCCUCCUCCUCGCCGUGGCGGUGCUCUGCGCCGCGUUCGCCUCCGCCGCUUCCUUCACCGACCCCCCCGAUGCGAUAGGACUUUGGGGGUUAUAUCGCACAUUAGAGUCGCCAUGGCAGCUUUCUGGUUGGACAUUCCAGGGCGGUGACCCUUGCGGCGGGGGUGGUGGGCGUCGACAGUGGCGAGGCGUCUUUUGCAAGGGAUCCUCUGUUGUCGCAAUAAAUAUUAGCGGGCUCGGAGUUGGUGGAUGGCUUGGCCCAGAGCUGCUCAAGUUUCAGUCCUUGAAAAAACUGGAUUUGAGCUUCAAUAACAUUUCUGGUGAAAUCCCACCCACUUUGCCCCCAAAUGUGGAAUACUUAAAUUUGGCAGCCAACAAGUUUGAAGGGAAUAUGCCAUCAACAUUGCCAUGGUUGCACUCCCUGAAAUACCUGAACUUCAGCUACAAUAAACUCUCUGGAAUUAUUGGUGAUGUUUUUGUUAACAUGGAUAGCUUAGAAACGAUGGACUUGUCAUUCAACGCUUUCAGUGGUGACCUACCAAGAUCGUUUAGCUUAUUGACAAACCUUCGCUACCUUUACCUACAUCAUAACGAGUUCACAGGAUCUGUGAUUUUGUUAGCAGGCCUUCCACUGUCAUCCCUCAACAUUGAAAAUAAUCACUUCAGUGGUUAUGUUCCUGGAACAUUUGAGUCCAUUCCUGAGCUGAGGAUUGAUGGAAACCAGUUUCAACCUGGUUUCAGACAUGCAUCGUCCUCAUUUACAAAGAGGGCUCAUUCACCUCCACCUCAGUCUUUGUCUCCAUCUCUACCACCACCUCCACCUCCACCUCCACCAUUUCCACCAGCAGCUAAGCAGAAUCCAAAGCACAGGCCAAAAUUUCCAAAGCCUUCUUUGGGGUAUUCUUCUCUGCAAAGUAAUAGCCACCAUAGGAAGUCACACUCUCGAGUAACAGCUGCUGCAGUAGCUAGUGCCACAUGUACAGUGUUUGUACUCCUCAUUGUUGGAUUUGUCCUGAAAAGUUGGAAAAGCUGUUCAACGAGCCCUAAGAGCACCUCUAACCGCGCCAAGACUUUCCCAGCUAAUAUGGAAGCAGUCCCUAAAGCAAAUGAGGUCCUGUACUCUUGGAGUUCUCUAUUGAUUGGCAGUGAUCCUUCCUCAAGUAAUGGCAUUACAUCUGAUAGAGUUCCCAAAAUAAAAAGUUGGCCCAAGACAUCUAAAAAUCUUCUAACUGCAAAACAGUUUCCAGCUGCUGACAUUCUGGCAGCUACCAGGGACUUCAAUGAAGAAUGCCUAAUCGGUGAAGGUUUCACUGGCCGAGUUUACAGAGGUGAUUUUUCUGAUGGUCAGCUCCUGGCUAUCAAGAAGAUUGACAUGGUAGAUCUAUCAUUAUCAGAACAAGAUGAAUUGAUGGACAUGCUUUGGAAUAUCUCCAGAUUAAAGCACCCCAACAUCUGUGCGCUUGUGGGAUAUUGUGUGGAGUUUGGACAUUGUGCACUUCUAUUUGAGUAUGCAGAAAAUGGCUCUCUUGAUGAUAUUUUAUUUUCAGCUGCCACAAGAUCCAGGGCUUUAUCAUGGAAAGCUCGGAUGAAGAUUGCCCUUGGAGUUGCCUAUGCUCUGGAAUACAUGCACUUGACGUGUUCCCCUCCAGUUGCUCAUGGAAAUAUUAAAGCUAGAAAUAUUUUGCUUGAUGCUCAACUCAUGCCCUACCUCUGUGACAGCGGAUUAACCAAGUUAAGGCAUUUUGUCAGCACCGCGGGAACGAAGGAUUCAGAAGCUAUCACCAGUGCUAAAGGCUAUGCUGCCCCUGAGCUUACUAAUCCAGGAGCAGAUGGCAUCAAAGCUGAUAUUUACAGUUUUGGUGUGAUUUUACUUGUGCUUUUGACUGGGCAAAAGGCUUUUGACAGUUCAAGGAAGCAAAAUGAGCAGUUUCUAGUAGAUUGGGCAUCUCCUCAUCUCGAUGACCUUGAUUCUUUGGAAAGAAUAACUGAUCCAAGAAUAAGCGGCUCUAUGCCACCUAAAGCCAUUUCUUCAUUAGGCAUCAUCAUCUUGCUUUGCAUCAAGUCACCAGAUCUCCGCCCGCCGAUGACAAUCAUAGCAGACAAAUUAGUAAAACUUGUCGAAUCAACAGGUCUUCAAAAGACUAGCACAACACAGCGAUUGGAGGUUGAUGCUCAGGACCCCUCUUUCGUAACAACUAGACCUUACUUUGAGCCAUCCUCUACUGUCAGCCAGGGAGGAACUGAGAGCUGCAUCUCCCGAUGAUGAAGGCCUGCUCUUCGCCAAUCAUUCCCGGUCUCAUGCUGCCUUAUCUACUCAAUAGCACUUCCAAGUAUCUUACCAAUGCCAGUUGGUUCAUCAGUGCGUGAUGCCCAAAGCUGCUGUGUUGCAUCCUGAUUACCAGAGGACUUCGGGUAGAUUCCACUAUUGUCUACAUAAAAAGGAGUGAUCAACAAACUGCAGUCUCUAACUCAUGCAGAAAUUGGUGCAAGCUUGGUUACCCGUACAGCCAUGACUUACGGGUUCAGGAUUCUUACCCCAUCUCUUUGGAACCGGAGUCAUCAGUGAACUCCAUAUGGAGAUAGAUAUUUUGGAUGCUCUUUUGUAGUUUGUCCAGGAUCUCCCAUUGGCUGGUCCAGGCUUCACUUGCUGUACAGCAAGGCAGCCUGAUCUAUGGUCGCUGUCUGUGAAACUGUGAAGAUGAGACGUUUGCUAGACAUUAGCUUCCAAGUUCCAGCGGCAUCCGAUCUGGCUUGGUCCAGAACCGCUCAUGAUGCCACUGUGGGCUCACAUGUUUUCCUGUGAAUAUUUUUGGAUGCUACGUGCUUGCCUGCAGGUCCUCUGUUCUGCUCGUGAUGCUAUGGAGAAAUUUGACCAACCUGCCGUUGUGUAUUCUGUUAAAGGGAAAAUUAGUUUCGUAGCACUGAAACAUCGCUAUAUCUGGAAAAUAGCAUCAAACUAGAUGCUACAAGUUGGUAAGUCUA